AAUCACCCCUCAUAUUGUGACCAUUUUUUUAUCACACAUUCCCCUUUUUCGGCUCUUAGUUAUCUUCAUUAUCAGUUAGGUAACUCGUUCACGCACACGAUCGUACACAAUUUCGGAACUAAAAGCCAAAUCCCUCAAAGGAACAAUGGCAGGCAGAUUUUUAGCAAAUCGCUUGCGGCCUAUGAUAAUACAAAGUCGUGGACUAUUUACAGAAGAUAGAAUUGGGAAUAGAGAUGUUGUGGGUUUUGGCUACAAUGGGGAACCGACCUAUUUGGAUAGAUCAGAUUUUCCAAUGCCUGCAAUCCGUUGGAAAGAGAAUACUCCUGAUAUUAUGGCUCUGAGAGAAAAGGAAAAGGGAGACUGGAAAAAGUUAAGCAUUGAAGAGAAAAAGGCCUUGUAUCGUGCUAGUUUUCGCCAGACAUUCAGUGAAAUGGAUGCUCCGACAGGCGAAUGGAAAGGCAUGAUAGGAAUGAGUAUGUUGGUUAUAACCAGUGGCAUAUGGUUAUACUUAUACUUCAAAACGUUUGCAUAUCCACCAUUGCCAGAAACACUCACGGAUCCAGAGCGCCGAUUGGCACAGUUAGACCGUAUAAAGAAACUCGACAUGAAUCCGAUUGAUGGCAUUUGUGCUCGAAAGUAAAAUUAAUUAGUCUCUACUCCAAUAUUUAGUAAUUGUACAGUAAACCAUUUUCUCCUUAAAUAUUGUGCUUAAAUACUGUAUGUCAUGCCUGAUGUGACAAAAUUUGAAUAAAUGCCAUGGAUACGCGAAAAAAUUAUUCGGCAUUGAGAAAAGUA
Messenger RNA from Harpegnathos saltator (Jerdon's jumping ant), 795 nucleotides. Its product is annotated as cytochrome c oxidase subunit 4 isoform 1, mitochondrial. Gene Ontology annotation, cellular component: respiratory chain complex IV. The coding region runs from base 146 to 640 and encodes 164 amino acids. NCBI's taxonomy places the organism in Eukaryota, Metazoa, Arthropoda, Insecta, Hymenoptera, Formicidae. Gene Ontology annotation, biological process: mitochondrial electron transport, cytochrome c to oxygen. The record is from RefSeq and is a predicted model, not a curated record. The transcript is spliced from 4 exons.